GCGCGCGCAGAGUAAGUAGCGAUUGGGGAGAAGAAGGCGCCAGGAAUUACUCACAGUAGAGAGAGAGAGCAUUAAGCGACGGAAUGGGGGUUCAAAGUUGAGAAGAAGAAGACGAGAAAACUCUUCAUGGCAGCGCAAGUUGGCCGGAGGUACCGAGCAGGGCUUCUUCUAACUCUUUGCUUCCUAUCUUGCGCCUCCGGCUCCGGCGACGACGUCGUCACCCCCGCCGCCGUGAGGAGGCGGCAGCUGGAAACAAGAAGGCACCUUUACAAACUGAAUAAGCCUGCCGUGAUGUCCAUCAAGAGCCCAGAUGGAGAUAUCAUAGAUUGUGUUCAUGUCUCUCUCCAGCCAGCCUUUGAUCAUCCUCUCUUCAGAAACCACACUAUUCAGACAAGGCCUUCCUUCCAUCCAGAAAACCACUAUGAGGAGAGCAAAUUGGAAUCAAAGCUCGGGAGAAACUCAAGCCAUGGGAGGAAAGCCAGCAAGCAAAUUUCUCAGCUAUGGCAUAAAAAUGGCAGAUGCCCAGAGAACACAGUUCCCAUAAGAAGAACUAAGGAAGAAGAUGUUCUCAGAGCCAGUUCUGUGAUGAGCUAUGGGAGGAAGAAGAAGAGGACCAUACCCUUUCCCUUAUCCUCUGAUCCUGAUCUCGUCAAUGAGAACGGCCAUGAGCAUGCCAUUAGUUAUGUAGAGGGGGAUGAGUACUAUGGAGCAAAGGCCACCAUGAAUGUUUGGAAUCCACAGAUUCAGCAAUCCAAUGAGUUCAGCCUCUCUCAACUCUGGAUUUUGGGUGGCUCUUUUGGAGAGGAUCUCAACAGCAUUGAAGCAGGCUGGCAGGUCAGUCCUGAUCUUUAUGGCGAUAGUAACACAAGGCUGUUCACUUACUGGACUAGUGAUGCUUAUCAAGCUACGGGCUGCUAUAAUCUGCUGUGUUCUGGAUUCAUUCAGAUAAAUAAAGAAAUUGCAAUGGGGGCCAGUAUUUCUCCCAUCUCUGAUUAUGGUGGCUCCCAAUAUGACAUCAGUAUUCUUGUUUGGAAGGACCCAAAGGAGGGAAAUUGGUGGAUGCAAUUUGGAGAAAAGCAUGUUAUAGGCUACUGGCCCUCCUUCCUCUUCUCCUACUUAGCCGACAGCGCCUCCAUGAUCGAAUGGGGAGGAGAAGUAGUCAACACAGUCGCCGAUGGAGCUCACACUUCUACUCAAAUGGGCAGCGGUCAUUUUCCAGAUGAAGGAUUUGGCAAAGCGAGCUAUUUCAGAAAUAUUCAGAUUGUUGAUAGCUCCAAUAAUCUCAAAUCUCCUGAAGGAAUCGGAACUUAUACUGAAGAAUCGAGCUGCUAUGAUGUCGAUAACGAUCAGAAUGGAGAUUGGGGCUUUUAUUUCUACUAUGGAGGUCCCGGGAAGAACCCUAAUUGUCCAUAGAUAAGUUGAUUAUAGCAUGUUUUUUAUCUCUGUUGAUUUACUGUAAACAGCUCGCUUAGGGUUUUUGAUUGUUUCUCUCUUAUAAGGUGGAGAGAGGAUGGGUUGAUCUGUUGUUUCUGUUGGUGGUUUGAUUAAUCUAUGAAUUUUAUUCUUU
This is a messenger RNA of Phalaenopsis equestris, 1567 nucleotides long. RefSeq lists its product as uncharacterized. NCBI's taxonomy places the organism in Eukaryota, Viridiplantae, Streptophyta, Magnoliopsida, Asparagales, Orchidaceae. The record is from RefSeq and is a predicted model, not a curated record. The transcript is spliced from 7 exons. Bases 127 to 1413 code for a protein of 428 amino acids.